AUGAUUUCAAAUGUAAAUUCAUAUGCAUUUGAUAGAAGAACACAAAAUAGAAAUUAUCUAUAUAAAGAAAUAAUACCGGAGCCACAUUAUCCUAUGGAUAAUUAUUUAUUCAAUAUUAUUGACUGUACUAGGAAGUUUACAAAUGAACAAGUACCAGAAUUUAAAUAUGAAGGAAGAUAUUUCAUGUCAGAUAGUUUUAAACAGUAUCCAAGGGAAAAUGAAAGAAAUAGACAGAAAAGAUAUUAUAAGAAUAAUUAUAAUACUAUAAAAGAAAAUAAAAAUUAUUGUUAUUCAAAACCAAAAAAUAUAACCAAUGAAUUUGAAAAAGAAAGACAGAGGCAAAAUUUAUUUAAUAAAUAUCCUUAUGUAUAUGAAUCUACAGAAAAAACAAACAAAAAAAGUUGCAACGUUACAUCAAAUGCCAAUCAAUUUUUAGAACCUUUUAUUAGACCAGACCAACUACCAUUUCAUAAGUUUUUAAAAAUUACAUAUGACAAAAAAUUUAACAACAUAAAUUAUGUUCCCACAUUUUUAAGAGAACCAUCUUUGGAGGCAAUGGAGGCAAUGAAUCAUGUGUUGAACGGUAACAUGUUUUAUGUAAAGAAACAAUUACGUUAA
Strongyloides ratti is the source of this 618-nucleotide messenger RNA. RefSeq lists its product as hypothetical. The coding region runs from base 1 to 618 and encodes 205 amino acids. Lineage: Eukaryota; Metazoa; Nematoda; Chromadorea; Rhabditida; Strongyloididae. The record is from RefSeq and is a predicted model, not a curated record. The transcript has a single exon.